This is a messenger RNA of Ectocarpus siliculosus, 764 nucleotides long. The record is from the annotation of a GenBank genome assembly. NCBI's taxonomy places the organism in Eukaryota, Phaeophyceae, Ectocarpales, Ectocarpaceae.
ACAACGACACACACCCACCUCUGUCAGCAACACCACUCCACCAACCUUCCACCGUCCGACGAAAGAACAUCAUGAUGAACUUUGGUAAGAUGCCGGCCGGAAGGACUGCAUCCAGGCUGGCAAGGGUCGUCGGCAAGAGCGAGGCCAGCAUCCAGAGCAGCGUCCGAGCCGGCUCGAUGAACGCCCUGCUGUCGACGAGGUCGGGCCUCACGGUCACCCAGGCGGCGACCAGGCUUGCCAUCGCGAAGAUCCCGGUCAGGCACAUGUCUGGACAGGCCGACUACGCGGCCAACUACACCGCUGACCAGAAGGCCGUGGACGCCGCGACUAGGCACUGGAGGGACACGGUGACCUCCAACACCGAGGACGCUCCCAAGAAGACCGCCGCCAUCUACGCUGACGACGCGCUGUUCUGGGGAACGGUCUCGGAGGAGGUCCGCAACACGCCCGCGCACGUCUACGACUACUUCGACUUCUUUGCCCGCAUGCCCAAGCUCUCCAUGGUCGCGUACGACCCGGCGCCCCCGCGCAUACACGGGGACUUCGCCAUCCACGCCGGCGCCUACACCUUCGCCUGGGCGGGAGCGGACGGGGCCAUGACCGAGACGCGGGCACGCUUCACGUUUGCGUACCGAAGGGAGAACGGCAAGUGGGUGAUGAUCGAGCACCACUCGUCUGCGAUGCCCAAGGCGCCCCCGGGGCUCAAGCCCGCCCAGCACUAAGAUGCCUCCGGAGAUGAAGACGCAGACAGACGUGAGUUUCCA